AUGUACGGCUGCACACUCGGAGGUCCUGGGUUCGAGUCCCGGGUCGGGCCAAGUUUAGUUAUUGAGUCUUUCUGUAUAGUAGGUCUCAGUAACAGCCCGGAGUUGGAAGUUGGCGGUGUUUCACCCCCGUGCCUCGGAGAGCACGUAAAGCCGUCGGUCCUGCGCCUUAACUCUCACUGGUCGUGUCGAGCAGUCGUCCCACCGGAGUAUGAGAGUGAUAGGAAUAGAGAGUGCACGUUGUGUCUGCGCGUACACUUGAGCACUAUAAUAUCUCCUGCGCAGUUGGUUAAUCUCAAUGAGAUUGGCCGCUGUAGCCGGCUUUUUAUAGAAGUAGAA
Brenthis ino (lesser marbled fritillary) is the source of this 336-nucleotide messenger RNA. NCBI's taxonomy places the organism in Eukaryota, Metazoa, Arthropoda, Insecta, Lepidoptera, Nymphalidae. The record is from the annotation of a GenBank genome assembly.